UUUGGCUUUAUCUGCAUUAAUAUUUGCAAAAUUCACAUGAAUAAUUCUCUUUAUAACUAUAGUAAUAUUUAACACAACUCUGUGAAAGUAGGUGCUAUAUACCUCAUUAUAUUAUAUAUUGUCUUACUACUACCAAGUCCCCCCUGCCCAUCUUGGCUUAGUAAUCACAUGGCAUGAUGCAAUGAGAAUCAUCAACUUUAAAAUUUUCUAUCCAGAUAGAAGACUAUCAGACCUUCCAUCUGCCUGUUCCUACCCCUAGGAUUUUUGAGUUGUCUCCAUAUGCCCUGCAGCAGAACUUUCUUUUGUAUUCUCCUUCCAAUUAUUUCCAGAGAGCAGAGAGAUUGUCUUGCUUUUCCCAAUUGUGCCCCAAGGGCAUAACAGUUUCUGGCACUUAAUAAAUGUUUUUCCAAAUUCAUUCAUCUUACAAAUGAAUACACUGAGGCAGAAAAAAAUUAAGUGAUAAUACCCAGAGUCCCCAAGCUAGGAAGGAUUUGAGACACUGUCAAAUUCAGGUCUUCCUGACUGUAGAUCCAACAUUUUAGCUACCCUUUCUGUGACUUCUGUUAUCUUUUCCAAUAACUCUAUGAUGAAUUUCUUCUUGGGAGAAUCUUCUUUCUUCCUGUUUGAGUAUUUCCAUAGUGUCAAGGUCUUUUUUUCUAUUUAAAUUCCUUUUGAGGCAACAUCUUUCUUCCCUAAUGGUUUUCAUGAUUGUGUUCUCUUCAUCCCUAACAUUCAAUUCAUCUCUCUAACUAACCUAUAGGAUUAUGUACCUUUGGGCUUAAUAUUUCCAAUGAUUUAAUUCUUGCUUCUCUUACUCCUGACUGAUUUCCAAGUAGCAAGUUCUUUGAAUUAUUUCAACUCUUCAUUCCCAUUUCACUUUAGCAGUUCCCCAACUUGAGAAAGUAUUCCUUUCUUCUUACUUAAUUCAACAAGAAUAUCUAUGUGCCAGGGAUUGUGCUUGGGUUUUAAAAACAGAAAAAUCAUUGUCCUUAUUGUGCUUAAACUCUCUUGAAAGAUUUUACAGUGGUUUCUUGCUAAACAAGUCCAUACACUUUAGUCUCUCAAGGCUCACUAAUAAUCUGCUCUUAUAAAAAUCUUUAGUUAAAAACAAAACAAACCAUUUAAGUGUAGGCAAAUAAAUGGAGAUGAGUUGAUGAACAGAAUCACUGAGGAAUUUUUAAUUCUGAGAACAGUAGAAGCACAAUACUUUAAGCCAUAGAAUGUUUCCUAAAGGUGAGGCAUACAUUUGAUUGAGGUCCUAAGGAAUUUGCAGAUAGUGUGGCAGUAGGGAGAAUCUUACCUAGCAUGUCAGAAAAGACUUGAACAGAAUUUAUUAAAGAUCCUCUUAUUCUCAGUGAAGAAGUCUAUUUAUACAUAUAAUGCAUCCCAGAAUGAGUAGUGUUUUUCUGCAGCAGUAGGGAAAUGCUCACAGCAUCUAGGCAGAAUGCUAGGGAUGAUAUGACUGCAGCGCAGCUUGACUGGCAUUUCCAGCUUUGAAUCUCUCUGGAUCUUAGCUUCUAUAUCUGUAAAAUGAGAGGCUCUACUAGAUGACCAGAAGAUCUCUUCCAACUUUAAAUCUGUGGAACUGUAAAUCCCAAACUUCCCAGACUCUGAAGGAACAGUUACAAGCAGGAUGCUUUUCCCCACCUCUGCGCAAGAAUCUUCCCGGGGCCUCCCGGAUGCAAAUGACCUGUGCCUUGGCCUGCAGUCCCUCAGCUUGACAGGGUGGGACAGACCAUGGAGUACCCAGGACUCUGAUGCUGCAGCACAGAGCAGUCCACAAUCUGUAUUGAGCAUGCUCAAUAACCCACUGGGAAAUGUACUGGGAAAACCUCCUCUGGGCUUCUUGCCCCUGGACCCCACUAACACCGAGUUGGUGGAAAAGUUUCCAACACCAUCUAUGAGAGGAUCCCGCCUGGAUGCUCGUCCUGUCCUGGAUUCCCGUUCCAGCAGCCCUUCUGAUUCAGAUACGAGUGGUUUCAGCUCUGGAUCAGACCAUCUCUCGGAUUUAAUUUCCAGUCUUCGCAUCUCCCCUCCUCUGCCUUUCCUGCCCCUUGGGGCUGGUCCCAGAGACCCUUUAAAGAUGGGAGUUGGGUCAUGGCUGGACCAAGACCAGGCUGCUCUAGCUGCAGUAACUCCCUCUCCUACCAAUGCAUCAAAGAGAUGGCCUGGAGCAUCAGUGUGGCCUUCUUGGGACUUGUUAGAAGCUCCAGAGGAUCCUUUUAGUAUUGAGAGGGAGGCCAGACUCCAUAGACAAGCUGCAGCUGUGAAUGAAGCCACGUGCACCUGGAGUGGUCAGCUUCCUCCUCGAAAUUACAAGAACCCCAUCUAUUCCUGUAAGGUGUUUUUAGGAGGAGUUCCUUGGGACAUCACGGAAGCUGGAUUGAUAAACACCUUCCGUGUAUUUGGUUCUUUGAGUGUGGAAUGGCCUGGUAAGGAUGGCAAACACCCCCGGUGCCCUCCCAAAGGUAAUAUGCCUAAAGGGUAUGUGUACCUGGUAUUUGAGCUGGAGAAAUCUGUGCGGGCCCUGCUCCAAGCUUGUUCUCAAGAUCCACUAAGUCCAGAUGGCCUGAGCGAGUAUUACUUCAAGAUGUCCAGCCGCAGGAUGCGUUGUAAGGAGGUGCAGGUUAUUCCUUGGGUUUUGGCUGAUAGCAACUUUGUCCGAAGCCCAUCACAAAGACUGGAUCCCAGCAGAACAGUCUUUGUUGGGGCGCUGCAUGGGAUGCUCAAUGCGGAGGCACUGGCUGCAAUUGUAAAUGAUCUCUUUGGAGGAGUAGUGUAUGCUGGCAUUGACACGGAUAAGCACAAGUAUCCUAUUGGAUCCGGACGAGUGACUUUUAACAAUCAACGCAGUUAUCUGAAGGCAGUCAGUGCUGCUUUUGUGGAGAUCAAAACUACCAAGUUUACCAAGAAGGUUCAGAUUGACCCCUACCUAGAAGACUCUCUGUGUCACAUCUGUAGUGCUCAGCCAGGUCCAUUCUUCUGUCGAGAUCAGGUUUGCUUCAAGUACUUUUGCCGAAGCUGCUGGCACUGGCGACACAGCACAGAGGGCCUCCGUCACCAUCGCCCACUGAUGCGUAACCAGAAGAGUCGAGAGUCCAGCUAGAGGGGUGGUGGGUAUCCAACUACUCCUGGUGAAGCUGGUUUAACCUGAGUGAUGAGAGCCAGGAGUGUGGUUCCUAGCUGCAGGCCCAGGCUGGGAGUGCACUUCUGAAGGACAUGGGGAAAAUCUUACAUUCACCUUUGCACUUGCUGAUCUGUCUUUGUUUCUGCACUAAUGCACAGUGAGUUUUGUCGGGUUUUGUUUUCAGGGGGUGUUAUAAGGGGAAGGGCCCCCCCCAAGCACCCCCCCCAAGUGACUCUGCAGUUUUCCCAGACUUUAGUUCCUCAGUUUGCUGAUAACAAGCAAAAAAAGGACCACGUGUUGAGAAGGUGUUUAUGCAGAUACCUUCGUCUAGGUUUUUUAUUUAUUAAAAGCGCUUUUUUACAUUCCUCGCAAUACUGAUGGUAAUGACGCAGGUCUCAGUGGCUCCAUGUUUGCAGUUGCCAUACAGUGCCUUUCCAUUUAUUUAACCCCCACCUGAACGGCAUAAACUGAGUGUUCAGCUGGUGUUUUUUACUGUAACAACAAGGAGACUUUGCUCUUCAUUUAAACCAAAAUCAUAUUUCAUAUUUUACGCUCGAGGGUUUUUACCGGUUCCUUUUUACACUCCUUAAAACAGUUUUUAAGUAGUUUGAAACAAGAGAUUUUUUUCUUUCCUGGCAGCUUUUAACAUUAUUGCAAAUUUGUGUCUGGGGACUGCGGCUUAGGGUUUCUCACAGUUAUGGAGAGAGGCAUUUGCAACCAGGAAAAAAAACCAGAUUUUUCAAAUUUAAAACUGGACCGGAUAAAUGAUGGUGGAGCUGCUGUACAUAGUUUUAAACCGUUUGUUGCACUUUCUUAAGUUGCACUUAAGUGGGGGGUUGAUAGAGGUUUUUAAUCACAAAGUCACAGGACUUAAUUUUUUUCUUUUUUGUAACUGAGCUAAAAAGGGCUGCUUUUUGGCGGGGGCAGAUGAAGGUUCACAGGAGCCCUUUCACUUAGAGGGGACAAGUACCUUUUCCCUUUUUUUCUUUUUUCUUUAUUUUUGUUAAAAAAUGUAUGAAGCAACAAGGCAGUUGACUGAUGCUGCUGGGAUUUGAAAACUUGACUUUUUUUUUUUUUAAAGAAGAAAAUAGAACUUGCCCCUCUAUGGGAAGCUGUGUGCCAAAGAACCAGUGUCAUAACCCUCCUUUUUCCUCCUACCCCUCCCGCUGAGCCGAUGUUGCGUUAUUGCGUAUCCCAGCUGCUCUGUGUGGGUUUUUGUGAAUCUGUGUGUGAAGUCUCUACCUCAUUGUAGUGUAUGCAGGCAAGACUGCACUCUCCUGCAGAUGUGUGGAGUAAGCUGUGGUGUAGUUUUUUUGGCACAUAAUAAACACGUUGCAGCAGU
Molecule: messenger RNA, 4469 nt
Organism: Monodelphis domestica (gray short-tailed opossum)
Lineage: Eukaryota; Metazoa; Chordata; Mammalia; Didelphimorphia; Didelphidae
Gene: CPEB1
Product: cytoplasmic polyadenylation element binding protein 1
Biological process (GO): negative regulation of cytoplasmic translation
Cellular component (GO): neuron projection; nucleus; cytoplasm
Molecular function (GO): mRNA 3'-UTR binding; mRNA regulatory element binding translation repressor activity; translation factor activity, RNA binding
Source: RefSeq, a predicted model, not a curated record